GCGCGAGUGCUCGUUGUUUGUACACGUUGGACGCUGCUACGCUGUUGACACGCGCGAUUGCGCCCAUUUCCAAGUUUUCCUCGUACAAUUUGUAUUCUCCCAUUGAAGUGAUACGUACGUACAGAUGUAACUGUCCUUGUGUCGAGGCUCUCGUCCCGGGACUCUUCCAGCGAUGUUUCGACCGCUUUUCUCCAAGCCGGGGGAUAGCACGUGGCAGGAGGAUAAGCCCGAUAUCGAUGCCCACUCGUCGACGCAAUUUGUUUACAAUGCGCAUCACUCGCUCGCGCUCGACAUGCAGCGUCAACGGCUGCCCAUAUUCAGAAACAAAGACCACAUUAUUUAUUUGUUGGAGAAAUACCAGACCCUGGUUCUGGUCGGCGAGACGGGUUGUGGUAAAAGCACGCAAGUUCCCCAGUAUCUUUUCGAGGCAGGAUGGUGUGCGGAUGGAAAAAAGAUCGGCAUCACCGAGCCCAGGAGAGUCGCCGCCACCUCUCUGGCGAAUCGCGUGGCCGACGAGCGCAAUUGCAUUCUAGGAACCACUGUGGGUUAUUGCAUACGCUUCGAUGAUUACACUGAUGAAACAACUAAGAUUAAGUAUAUGACAGAGGGCAUUCUUCUACGGGAAUUAAUGAGCGAUCCGUUAUUAACAAGCUACUCGGUCAUUAUCCUGGAUGAAGUGCACGAAAGAACGCUCUUGACUGAUAUCAUAAUGGGACUGUUGAAGAAAAUAAUCAGGAAACGGAAGAGUCUGAGAAUUAUUGUAUCGUCGGCGACGGUGGACGCGGAGGAGCUACGAGAUUUCUUUAACGUAAAUACGACGAAGGACUCGAGUAAAGAUAGCGCCGUUAUCAUGAGCGUCGAGGGGCGGUUGUAUCCGGUAGAUGUAUUCUUUCUGAAAGAACCGGUGGCGAAUUAUGUUAACGGUGUAGUGGACACCGCUCUAAAAAUACAUGAGACAGAAGAGCCGGGUGAUAUCCUGGCGUUUCUCACAGGUCUCGACGAGGUCGAUCAGGCCGUCUCUCUCUUGUCGGAACACGCGAAGCUUAUAAAAGACGACAAACAGAAGCUGCUUCCGUUGCCGAUGUACGGAUCGCUUCCGAACGCGGAGCAGCUUAAAGUGUUCUGGAGGGCAGCCAAGGAUACUCGCAAAGUUAUCGUAGCGACCAACAUCGCGGAAACGUCUAUUACUAUUCCAAAUAUUGUUUACGUAAUCGAUUGCGGUUUCGUCAAGAUACCUUGGUUCGAAGCGGAAGCGCAGACGAACAGCCUCGUUAUUGUGCCCGUAUCGAAAGCUUCCGCCAACCAGCGAGCCGGCCGAGCAGGUCGCGUACGUACUGGAAAAGCAUUUAGAUUGUACACAGAAGAGGCUUAUGCUGAAUUGUUCGAGGCUACUCCACCGGAAAUGCAACGGUCAGAUUUGGCGCCGGCGAUACUGCAACUGAAGGCCCUGGGCAUCGAUAAUGUGUUGCGCUUCAAUUUUCCAUCCGCGCCGCCCAGCAAGAAUCUAGUUACGGGAUUGGAAUUACUUUAUGCAUUGGGUGCAAUCGACAGUAAUGGAGAUUUGACGACACCGUUAGGUCUAACGAUGGCGGAGAUGCCUUUGGAGCCGGUGCUGGCGAAAUCCUUAAUCGUGUCUGGUGAGAUGGAAUGUUCCGAGGAAAUCACAACAAUAUUCGCCAUGCUGCAAGUUCAGAAUGUUUUUGUGCAACCCGGUGGAGGGCAAGCGGCUUUAAAAGCGAGAAUAGCACAUCGCAAAUUUGAGGUGGAAGAGGGAGAUCUUCUUACUUUGCUGAACGUUUACACAUCUUUUGCACAGAACAAAACGCCCGCCUGGUGCCAGAAGCAUUUCCUUAACCAUAAAGCUUUGCGGAGAGCUAUGGAAAUCCGCGCUCAAAUGCAUAAAAUGCUGAAACGCUUAGACAUUCCACUGGUGUCCUGCAAUGGUAGGAAACUUGAAUUUAAUUGUAAAUGUAAUGUUAUAUGGACACUACACUAUACUUCUCUACUUUUUUAUACGAUCAAUGGUUACCGUCAUGAUGGUUACCGUGCCGUGACUGCCGUGCCCGCGUAA
Molecule: messenger RNA, 2071 nt
Organism: Vollenhovia emeryi
Lineage: Eukaryota; Metazoa; Arthropoda; Insecta; Hymenoptera; Formicidae
Product: probable ATP-dependent RNA helicase DHX35
Exons: 11
Coding region: 173-2071 (632 amino acids)
Cellular component (GO): catalytic step 2 spliceosome; intracellular anatomical structure
Molecular function (GO): RNA binding; ATP binding
Source: RefSeq, a predicted model, not a curated record